UUGAUUUUGGUCAGAUACGCUCCUUGACUUUGAAAUCACUUCCAAAACUCAGAAGCUCUUGCUUGAAAGUGACGUCGAGUUAUGAAGAUGUUUUGGAGGAUUUUGGUUGAAUCAAACCUGCCACUUUUCAGUGAAACGGUUUUGUUUCCCAUUUUGCAGGUACUGGAACUGGCUGAAAUUAAUAUUCAGAAGAUUUGGCACAAUCAACUUCCAUCAAAGUCUUCUUCCAUUCAAAAUUUAACACAUUUAAUCUUGCGAGGGUGUGGUAAAUUAAACCAUAUUUUUUCAUCUUCUAUAUUACAAAGCUUUGUGAAACUUCAACACCUCGAAAUAUGCCAUUGUGAAAUUCUGGAAGAGGUCAUCUUCGUGGAAGAGCUCAGUGAAGAAGUAAGCGAGGGAAUAAUCUUCCCUUGUUUAGAGCGCCUGGUGAUAAAAGAUCUUGAAAAACUAACAAGUUUUUGCUCAGAAAUUCUCAUUGAAUUUCCAUCCAUGAAACACUUGGAGAUAGAGAAAUGCCCCCAGUUCAAGUCAUUCAUCUUGAUGAACAUAAACACAAACUCAGAGGAGAUUCAACCUUUCUUCAAUAAAAAGGUUGCGUUACCUAGCUUAGAAGAAAUCAUAAUGUCUGGCAUGGAUAACUUGAAGGUGAUAUGGAACCACCAACACCUUAGGCAUCCUUUUCAAAGACUAAAACUAAUUGAAAUCAAGAACUGUGAUAAGCUAUUGUCUAUUUUUCCUUUAGAUAUGUUUGAAAGGUUCUGGCAGUUAGAAACACUAACUGUUACUGCUUGUGGUUCGUUAGUAGAUAUAUUUGAUCUCCCAAGGUUAAAUGUUCAAGCUCAGUUAAAAGAAUUGUAUAUCCAUGAUCUACCAAAAGUGAAGCAUAUAUGGAAAAUGGAGUCCCAAGUAAAGCUUUCAUUUCCAAAGCUCUGCUUGGUGAAAAUUAUUGGAUGUCAGGGUCUAGAAAAUCUAUUUCCAGCCUCCAUUGCCAGGAGCCUUUUUGAACUUGAAGAGCUUGAGUUGGUUAAUUGUGGAAUGAAGGAGAUUUUUUCAAAAGAGGAAAGCAGAGAAUCAACUAUUAGGUUUGUCUUUCCAUGGAUAACAUUUCUUAAAUUCUCAAUGCUGCCACAACUUAGAUGUUUCUAUCCUGGAACACACACUUCAGAAUGGAUGACAUUAAAAAAGUUAGAAGUGCGUGAUUGUGACAAUGUGGAAAUAUUCACUUCAAAAUUUCUCAGCAACAGACUUGAUGUACCAGCAAAACAACCCCUCUUCUUUGUUGAAAAGGUCUUCCCAAAUUUGGAGGAACUGAAACUUGGUGGAAAAGUCAUUGCAAUGAUAUGGCAAGGGGCAUUUCAAGAACACCUGUUUCGCAGAGUUGAAAUUCUUCUCGUUGUUAAAGAUGAGUCAGAUGUUUUUCCAUUUCAUGCCUUUCAAAGAUUUCACAAUUUGGAAAAGCUCAUCCUAAGUCAUGGUUCAUACAAAGAGAUAUUCUCACAUGAGGAGGUAGACGAACAAGACGGACAUGCCAGUAUAUUGACACAGAUUAAAGAAAUAAAGUUGUUUGAACUUUCUAAACUAAAGUACAUGUGGAAACAAGAGUCAAAACUUAGCACAUUACUUCAGAAUCUUGUCUUUCUUGAGGUAUGGUGGUGCCAUAAUUUGAAUUAUUUAGUGCCAUCCUUGACAUGUUUCCACAAUCUAACAGUUUUGGAAAUAUGGUUUUGCAAAAAAUUGAAGAACUUAGUGGCACUUUCAACAGCCAAAACCCUGGUGCAACUCAAAGAAUGAAGAUUUGUGGAUGUUAAAUGAUGGUAGAAGUAGUAGCAAAUGAGGGAUAUGCAAUAGAAGAAGUUGAGAUUAACUUUUGGCAAAUUGAGGAGCUUAACACUUUUUGGUUUAGAAAGUCUUAGAAGCUUCUGUUCUGGGAAUUGUACUUUCAUAUUCCCAUUAUUAGAAGAAGUAUUCAUAAUAGAAUGUUCCAAUAUGACUUUUUUCUCGAACGGAGUUUUGAGCGCACCAAAUCUACAAGCAGUACAACAGAGUUGGGCAGCAGAUCUAUGGCGUUGGGACGGUGAUCUUAAUACAACCAUAUGACAGUUGCAUAAGAAAAUGCUCUUACACUCUCAGACUCUGACUCUCCGAAACUUUUGCUAUCUUUCCAUUUGAUGCUGAGAUCUAGCAACGACAACGACGAGUACUCUGAUUGCAUCAAAAAUGACGUCGAGGCCGACUUCAGUCCUGUCAAAUUGACAAUGCUGACUGCAUCAAAGCGCUAAAGUCGACGCUGCUUUUUCCCUUAAGAAAGUUAUCGGUGAAGGGGGCAGAAUUCUGUUACGGCCCAAGUAUAUGUGAAGAAAAAGAAAGAAGGAGGGAAGGCAAGAAGAAAGGAACGUGCAGAGGAGGACACUGGAAAGCAAAUCAUGAUGGCAGAGGGCUGUAAUUUUAAUGCAGAUGGCAGCAUUCCAGAAGCAGAUAUGGUAGCAGACAAGCAGCAAAAGUUUUGGGACCUGUUGGAAAAGAAAGAAAUUGUGAAGAUACUGGAAGCUGAGCUGGCGUGCAGGGAUUGGAAAAGCAGUUGUGAGGAAGUUAGAAAUAGGAUUCUGGAGAAGGAAAUGAGGGAGGAUCUUGAAAAAGAAGGGAUAGAAAGGAAGUGGGGGAAAGCUCCAGCCUCUCAAAAGCUGGAUGUCACUGAUUUGUCUUGAAUCCUUUGAGUCAUUGUAUUCAGCAUGGGAUGAGGGUUUUUGCUUGUUGCCGAGCGAGCUUUAGUUGUGUUGUGGUUGCAUUUCUCUUGUUGCUAGUUACCGUUUGAGAGUUUCAUUUUAUCUUGUUUUGGUGAGGAGAUUAUUAGGUUGAAUUCAAAGAGAGUGCUCUGUGAGUUUGUAACCCUAGACCAGGGGAAGAGAACACUGAUUGCUUCUGUUUCUUAAUGAAUUUGUUAUAAUCGGAAUAUCAGUUUGCAUUUUGUUUCCUUUUA
Messenger RNA from Mangifera indica (mango), 2977 nucleotides. RefSeq lists its product as uncharacterized. The transcript is spliced from 7 exons. NCBI's taxonomy places the organism in Eukaryota, Viridiplantae, Streptophyta, Magnoliopsida, Sapindales, Anacardiaceae. The coding region runs from base 82 to 1791 and encodes 569 amino acids. The record is from RefSeq and is a predicted model, not a curated record.